AUGGCACCUUAUAUCUCUGCAAAGCGUAAGGGUAUUCAUAUUACAAAUCUUACUAGAACUGCUCGUUUUUUAUCAGAAGCGUGUGAUUUGGUUUUUGAUGCAGCAAGUAGGAGAAAACAAUUCUUAAUUGUUGGUACCAAAAAUAAAGCAGCUGAUCCAGUAGCGCGGGCUGCAAUAAGAGCUCGGUGUCAUUAUGUUAAUAAAAAAUGGCUAGGCGGCCUUUUAACGAAUUGGUCCACUACAGAAAUGAGACUUCAAAAGUUCAGGGACUUGAGAAUGGAACAAAAGACAGGGGGAAUCCACCGCCUUCCGAAAGGGGAUGCGGCUCGAUUAAAGAGACAGUUAUUUCACUUGCAAACAUAUUUGGGCGGGAUUAAAUAUAUGACAGGGUUACCCGAUAUUGUAAUAAUCGUUGAUCAGCAAGAAGAAUAUAUGGCUCUUCAAGAAUGUUCAGCCAUUGUAACUGUUCGGAAUCCACAAACCAUUCCUACUGACGGUCAGAAUUUCUUCGAAUAUAUCCUUGAAUUUAUUCGAGAUGUGAGCAAAACCCAGAUUGGAGAGGAAUAUGGUCCAUGGGAACUUAUCAUGAAUCCAUUGAUUUCUGCCGCUUCCGUUAUUGCUGCUGGGUUGGCCGUUGGGCUUGCUUCUAUUGGACCUGGGGUUGGUCAAGGUACUGCUGCGGGCCAAGCUGUAGAAGGUAUCGCGAGACAACCCGAGGCAGAGGGGAAAAUACGAGGUACUUUAUUGCUUAGUCUGGCUUUUAUGGAAGCUUUAACAAUUUAUGGACUGGUUGUAGCAUUAGCACUUUUAUUUGCGAAUCCUUUUGUUUAA
This is a messenger RNA of Populus trichocarpa (black cottonwood), 831 nucleotides long. RefSeq names its product 30S ribosomal protein S2, chloroplastic-like. NCBI's taxonomy places the organism in Eukaryota, Viridiplantae, Streptophyta, Magnoliopsida, Malpighiales, Salicaceae. Gene Ontology annotation, biological process: proton transmembrane transport; translation; proton motive force-driven ATP synthesis. The coding region runs from base 1 to 831 and encodes 276 amino acids. The transcript has 3 exons. Gene Ontology annotation, molecular function: proton transmembrane transporter activity; structural constituent of ribosome. The record is from RefSeq and is a predicted model, not a curated record. Gene Ontology annotation, cellular component: mitochondrial small ribosomal subunit; ribosome.